AAAUACUGCUUCACAUAGCUUGACAACUCUUGGACAAAAAAUUGCACAAGCAAAAGAAAAUCGGAAAUAACCAAAGGAUAUCGAACAUAAACAUAUUUCAAAGACGAUCAUGCAGCGCAUAAGAUUGAUGCUAAACCAUGCUGCAGCAGCAGCGAUUCAGCAGCAACACCUGCGUCGUUUGUCCAUCAACUGGAAUUUGGCCCAGAAUCAAAAGCCGGUGGGUGGAAGCCCAGGAGAAAGUAGAACCAGAGACACCCGGAGUCCGAAGGCAAGUGUCCAGAAAAUCACCCUUAUCCAACAGAAUCAGUCGAUGAGCAUCACCACGUUGGAGGAGGCCCAGAAGCUGGCCAAACGACGGGAGCUGCACCUGUUGCGCUUGGAGCAAGCAGAUGCCAAAACGGGAAGGGCCAUGUUCAAACUAGUCACUGCAGCUGAAAUGCUGUCGGAUGAUGCGGAGCAGUCGAGAUCAGCCAGCGAAAAAGUUAGGGAAAAGAAAACGGAGAAAUCCCUAACCAUUGGUGCGCGCAUCACGGAGCACGAUCUCUCCUCCAGACUCAAGAAUAUUGUCAAGUGGCUGGCCAAGCGCCACGAGGUUCGCAUCCUCAUACAGGGCAAUGCCAGUGGAGCAGACGAGAGCAGCGCCGAGCGCAUAGUAAAGGCCAUCGAACAGACCAUUAAGGAACCACAAUUAAUUGGCAAAAUAGUGCAGAGGCGCAGCAAGAGCGCGUUCAUCAAGUUCACCAUUAUUCCAGUAGCUCCGCCACCAGUAGCCCCAUCCACAUCCAAUCCCAACCCAAUCCAGUCGUGACAACUACCGCUGCUGCCUUGGGUGCUCAGGGAUCAGCACACUGUGUCGGCGAGCAAACCAAAUUUCGGCCUUAGAAUAUCAACCCGCCAAUUCUCGGAGAGAGUAAAAGAGGAACGCGAGAGGCCCGUCGAGAUCAGUGCCGCAUCCAUUGUCACCACUUCGGCACUGCUUCUGUUAUUUUUUUUUAAAUACUUCUACUGGCAUCAGUAUUUGGUGAAACUAUUGGAGAAACGAGAGCAAGAAGACCGACUUAAGAAACGGAAAAGAAAGGAUGAUGUUCUUUCCGUCUACCGUGAUCACAAGCUACAAGAAUGUAAAAGCGAAUAAUAUUAAUAUUAAACUGUUAACAGUUACUAACUGUCAUUUUGCCCUUCACUAUACCAUUUUUAUAAAUUACUCGCCAUGAAAAU
Messenger RNA from Drosophila santomea, 1218 nucleotides. It is a transcript of the gene mIF3, whose product is annotated as translation initiation factor IF-3. Gene Ontology annotation, molecular function: translation initiation factor activity; ribosome binding. Bases 110 to 808 code for a protein of 232 amino acids. Lineage: Eukaryota; Metazoa; Arthropoda; Insecta; Diptera; Drosophilidae. Gene Ontology annotation, biological process: ribosome disassembly; mitochondrial translational initiation. The record is from RefSeq and is a predicted model, not a curated record. Gene Ontology annotation, cellular component: mitochondrion. The transcript is spliced from 2 exons.